GCGGCGGCGGCUCCGGGAGCCGGUGCGACUCCGGCCCGCGCUGUGGGAUCCGGCCACGUCUGGGCGAGCCCCGCCUGGGCCGAAGCGUGCGGACGAUGGAAACCCUCCCCCCGCCAUGUCUCUGGGCCGUCUCCUUCGCCGGGCCUCCUCCAAAGCCUCGGACCUCCUGACCCUCACCCCGGGCAGUGGUGGCGGGUCCCCCUCCGUCCUGGACGGGGAAAUCAUCUACUCCAAGAACAAUGUCUGCGUGCACCCGCCAGAGGGGCUUCAGGGGCUGGGGGAGCACCACCCAGGCUACCUGUGCUUGUGCGUGGAGAAGGACGAGAUGCUGGGAAGCACCCUCAUCCUCACGUGGGUGCCCAACUCGCGGAUCCAGAGGCAGGACGAGGAGGCGCUCCGCUACAUCACCCCCGAGAGCUCCCCCGUGCGCAAGACGCCCCGCCCACGGGGCCGGUGCGCCCAGAGCUUGGGGACCCCCCGCCAGCCCUCCCCCACGGAGGCCAGGCCCGCCCUGAUCCCCAGAGAUGAGGACACCGCGGCGGUGGCUCAGAGCGUCAGGGAUGCUGAGCGCGUCAGCCCUUCCCCCCCUUCCGAGGACGGCGAGAAGCUGGCCCAGAGCUUGGGGAUGGCUCCGCCGCCAGCCCACAGCGACUCCUCUGGGAUCCUGUCUGCUGUCAGCUCGCAGGAUGGGACCGAGGAGGGACGGGAGCCGCGGCCCGAGGCCUGCGAGGAGGAGGGCUCCCUGGAGCUCUCAGCGGAUGGCGUGAGCAGGGACAGCUCCUUCGACUCAGAUUCCGACGCCUUCUCUUCACCCUUCUGCCUCUCGCCCAUCAGCACCGCCCUUGUGGACAGCGGCAGCUCCGUGUUCCUGGACAGCGAGAGCGGCUCCCCCUGCGGCCCCGACGCCCAGCUGCGCUUCCCCGAAGGCGAGGGCCUGCUGGCGACGCCCCGCUGGGAUGAGCCCCAGAGGAACUGCGCCCUGGAGCAGAUCUGCGGCGUGUUUCGCGUGGACCUGGGCCACAUGCGCUCCCUCCGGCUCUUCUUCAGCGACGAGGCCUGCACCAGCGGCCAGCUGGUCAUCGCCAGCCAGGAGAGCCAGUACAAGGUGUUCCACUUCCACCGCGGCGGCCUGGACAAGCUGGGCGACGUGCUCCAGCAGUGGAAGUUCUGCACCGAGACGCACCUCAAGGACCAGCAGGUCGCCGACGAAAAGACGUGCAUGCAGUUCUCUAUCCGCCGGCCCAAGCUGCCCUCGACAGAGACGCACCCCGAGGAGAGCAUGUACAAGAGGCUGGAUGUGACGGCCUGGCUGCGCCACCUGAACGAGCUGGGCCAGGUGGAGGAGGAGUACAAGCUUCGCAAGGCCAUUUUCUUCGGCGGCAUUGAUGUGUCAAUCCGGGGGGAGGUCUGGCCCUUCCUGCUGCGGUAUUACAGCCACGAGUCGACGUCGCAGGAGAGGGAGGCGCUGCGGGCGCAGAAGCGGAAGGAAUACGCCGAGAUCCAGCAGAGGAGGCUCUCCAUGACCCCUGAGGAGCACAGAGCGUUCUGGCGCAACGUGCAGUUCACCGUGGACAAGGAUGUGGUUCGGACGGAUCGAAGCAACCAGUUCUUCCGGGGGGAGGACAAUCCGAACGUGGAGAGCAUGAGGAGAAUCCUGCUGAACUACGCGGUCUACAACCCAGCCAUCGGCUACUCCCAGGGCAUGUCAGACCUGGUGGCGCCCAUCCUGGCCGAGGUCCUGGACGAGUCAGACACCUUCUGGUGCUUCGUGGGCCUGAUGCAGAACACCAUCUUCGUCAGCUCUCCGCGGGACGAGGACAUGGAGAAACAGCUGCUCUACCUGCGGGAGCUGCUGCGGCUGACACACCUGCGCUUCUACCGGCACCUGGUCUCGCUGGGCGAGGACGGCCUGCAGAUGCUCUUCUGCCACCGCUGGCUCCUGCUGUGUUUCAAGCGCGAGUUUCCUGAGGCUGAGGCCCUGCGGAUCUGGGAGGCCUGCUGGGCCCACUACCAGACGGAUUACUUCCACCUUUUCAUCUGCGUGGCCAUCGUAGCCAUUUACGGGGAUGACGUCAUUGAGCAGCAGCUGGCCACCGACCAGAUGCUCCUGCACUUUGGAAACCUGGCCAUGCACAUGAACGGGGAGCUGGUUCUCAGGAAGGCGCGGAGUCUGCUGCACCAGUUCCGCCUGCUGGCCCGCAUCCCCUGCAGCCUCCACGACCUGUGCAGGACGUGCGGCAGCGGCAUGUGGGACAGCGGCUACAUACCCGCGGUGGAGUGCACCGGCCACCACCCCGGCUGGGAGAGCUGCCCCUACGGGGGCACGGCGGAGACCCCUUCGCCCCGGCCCCCCAGAGAAGGCAAGAAGGGCGCCAAGGUGCCUCGGGAAGGCUUCGGUUUCCGCAGGUAGCUCGUGCUCCCUGCGCGCCGCCGAGGCCCGGGCAUGCGGGAGGGGCAGGGAUGGGCAUGGAGGGGACAGUAGACAAAUGAGGAAAAAGAGACUUGCGGCAACAGGAAGAGAACCUUUCCGUAUUCGCGACGUAAGUAGAGCCCCGGAGUGACAGAAGUUACGACCCGCCAGCUGCCCAGAGAGGAGUCAGCUCCGGAAGCGGUGGCGCCAGAAUGGACGCUGUCAGCUGCCGAUGCCCGCCUCGGGGGCUCCCCCAGCCCCAGCGGUGACCCCGGCAGCGCCAGGCGGUGAGAAAGGACCAGAAGGCCCGCUCCCCCGGCAGCACAGGGAACGCAGAACAGAAUGGGGUCCCGUCCAGCCCUGAGACAGCUCUGCAAGCUGGACACACGUCGUCAUCAGGCCCCAUUUUCCGAGCGGGCCGGUCUCACUUUCCACAGCUUCAGAGCUACUAUGAAGAUGUCUACAAACAAAACAAAACAAAACCUGGUGGUUUCAGGAUAGAGAGGGGUAGGCACAGUGGAGGGUCUGAGAAGCUGGGGGCUUUUCAGUGUCUGUUUAGACGUUUUAUGCUCCUGGUAUCAGCCCGAGCCUCGAGGUGUUGGACUCCCCUCCCGUGGUGGAGGGGGCUCUACGGGAGCAUCUUUGACAUUGUUGAAGGUCCCCGUCACCAAACACAGCGACCAGCCGGGGGCCAUGUGUGCAGGCAGGAUCGACAGUCUCUGAAGGAAGUGGUAGUGCGUUAAAUGACCAUCCAAGACAAAGGCACCGGAAAGAACUAGAAAGGCUCCCACGUCCCCGCAGGCCCUGCACAGCGUGAACGUGGGCCUCCUGUAAGCUUCGCGGGUGGUUGGGGGCAGCAGUGACCGCAGCAAUGUAGCCGGCGCUCAGGACACGGUUGCCCCUUCCGGGACCUAGCGGUGGACAGGGGAGGGUGUGGGAGAGUCCCCAGCCAGCCAAAAAGCAUCCGGCCAUUUGCACGGGAAGGCUGCCUCUUGAGCCGUUGGAGUCGUGGAGGUGUGAAUCCGUCCCCGAAUCCUCCUGCACGUCCUUGAAGGGGUCAUCGUGGAGACACUGAGGCUUCCUCCCGCUCUCGGCCUGCUCCCUGGGGAGCAAACUCCGCUGCUGGUGCCAUGUGAAAAAGACGUGUAUCCACAGGAAAGGAAGUUACCGGCCCCCUCCCUCGAAGCUUCUCGGUCCCCCAUGAGCCCAGAGCCUCCCGCAGGCAAGGUGGCCAAGACUGGCAUCUCCGAGUUCCCAGUGCUGUUGUCCCCAGAGCCUUCUGGGGAGACUCUCCUGGAGCCCCCACAGUCCCCAGAUCCUGGGGUGCUGGCUAUUUCAGCCCAGCAGCAGGGUGCAGGCUGGGUGGGGGUGGGCCUCUGGGAAGAGGGAGUUGCCUUUCUGUGUUGGCCCCCAGUCUGCUUUGAAAAAAGCUUCAGCUAAGCAGGCGCCAUACCGGUUCUGCCAUAGAAACCACA
Hyaena hyaena (striped hyena) is the source of this 3885-nucleotide messenger RNA. RefSeq names its product TBC1 domain family member 16 (gene TBC1D16). The record is from RefSeq and is a predicted model, not a curated record. The transcript is spliced from 12 exons. Gene Ontology annotation, cellular component: early endosome. Gene Ontology annotation, biological process: activation of GTPase activity. NCBI's taxonomy places the organism in Eukaryota, Metazoa, Chordata, Mammalia, Carnivora, Hyaenidae. The coding region runs from base 116 to 2410 and encodes 764 amino acids. Gene Ontology annotation, molecular function: GTPase activator activity.